AUGAAUAAAUAUGAAGUUUUAGGAGUUGUAGGGGAAGGUGCUUAUGGAGUAGUUUUAAAAUGCAAAAACAAGGAAACAAAUGAAAUAGGUACAAUUGUGUAUAUAAUAAAAGUGGCAAUAAAGAAAUUUAAGGAAACAGAAGAUAAUGAGAUUGUUAAGAAGAGCAUUUAAAGAGAAGUAAAGGUGUUAAGAUUAUUGAGACAUGUAAAUAUUGUAGAAUUAAAGGAAGCAUUUAAAAGGUUCAAAAUUAGUAUAAUAAUUAUUAGAAAGGGAAGAAUUUAUUUAGUAUUUGAGUAUGUAGAAAGAAAUUUAUUGGAAGUAUUGGAAGCAUCACCUUCUGGAUUAGAAGUAUGUUAUUAUAUUAAAGUUUAGCCUUUGUAUAUUAAAAAAACUAUCUUUUAACUUCUAAAAGCUAUAUACUGUUGUCAUUAACAUGAUAUAGUUCAUAGAGACAUCAAACCUGAAAAUUUACUUAUAAGUAAUGCUAAUGUAUUGAAAUUAUGUGAUUUUGGAUUUGCCAGAGUAAAAUAAAUAUCAAUUUUAAGUCAUUGACAGCAUAAACUUAGGAUCUUACUGAUUAUGUAGCAACUAGAUGGUAUAGAGCUCCUGAAUUAUUAUUAAGUUAUUCUAUUUAUGAUAAAGGUGUUGAUAUGUGGUAAUAAUUAAUAUAAUUAAAGGGCUAUUGGAUGUUUAUUAUGUGAAUUAACAGAUGGAAAUCCAUUAUUUCCAGGAGAGAAUGAGAUGGAUUAACUAUAUUUAAUCUAAAAAAUGCUUGGACCUUUAACUCCUAGUUAAUAAGAAACAUUUUCAAAGAACCCAAGAUUUUUAGGAAUGAAAUUUCCUGAAAUCUCUAAACCUGAAACCUUAGAAUAAAGGUUAUUAUUUUUAAUGAUUUUUAUAGAUAUUUAUGUAAAUUACCUAAAAGAGCAAUAAAUUUUGUAAAGGGAUUAUUAAAGAUGGAACCAUCAGAGAGAUUAACAUGCAGAUAAGCUUUAAAACAUUAAUAUUUUGAAGAUUUACCAGAGGCAAUUGAAUUCAUGAAAGAAUUGAAUCUAUAAAAUGAAUAAGAAAAAAGAUAAGUAAGUGCUGGAGUAAAUAGAACAGCAUAAUCACCAACCAGUUAAUAAAAUGUGAUAAGAACUAAAGUAUAUUUAGAUAUAUAAUUAAAUAGACAUCAUUUAAAGUACCUAAUUAUUUGGGACAAUAAUUAAAUAUGUAAAGUACAGCUUAUGCUUACAAUAUAUAGUAAUAAGAAUAAGGAUAAUAAUAAUAAAUACAAUAACAUUAAUAAUAAAGUAUGAAGAAAACGGUAUUAUAUUUAGUUUAAGUGUUAGCAGUCUAUUGACAAAUUGAUACCAUAGUAUAAAGAUACAAAAGUAGGUUUUGUUUCAGAUACAAAUAAAAUUAAAAUUUCAGGUUCUUAAUUUAGUCAAUAAUAAUUUGCUAUAGCUAAACAACCCUAAUCAAUUAAGAUUUAAAAUUUAAAUAUCAUUUACAAUUCAAACACUUUUAACUCUUCUCAAAAAAAAGGAGGUGCAUAAACUAAAAAAUGA
This is a messenger RNA of Paramecium primaurelia, 1553 nucleotides long. The record is from the annotation of a GenBank genome assembly. Lineage: Eukaryota; Ciliophora; Oligohymenophorea; Peniculida; Parameciidae.